Chelonus insularis is the source of this 1906-nucleotide messenger RNA. Its product is annotated as cytochrome P450 6k1-like. Bases 186 to 1688 code for a protein of 500 amino acids. The record is from RefSeq and is a predicted model, not a curated record. The transcript is spliced from 5 exons. Gene Ontology annotation, molecular function: oxidoreductase activity, acting on paired donors, with incorporation or reduction of molecular oxygen; heme binding; monooxygenase activity. Lineage: Eukaryota; Metazoa; Arthropoda; Insecta; Hymenoptera; Braconidae.
ACCAUUUCAUUCUUGAUGUGCAAGUCAGUUGAUAAACUUAGCUCUGUUUGACGCUGUAAUGUGCACUUAUCAUCAGUAUAAAGUGCAACUUACUUGAAGAAGGAUUCUAGUUUUUUGAUUAUUCGAUGAUAAAUGUUGUAACUAUAUACAUAUCUUCAGUAAACUCUUGAUUAAAGUUUUCAAUUAUGAAUAAUUAUUUUACUAUUAUUAUAACAAGUGUAAUUACUUUAUUUAUUUUUUUUUACUUUUGGGCUAAAUAUAAAUUAAAUUAUUGGCAAAGGAAAGGAGUUCCAACACUUCCGACGAAUAUCAUAUUUGGAAAUUUUAAAGAUUCAUUUUUUCAACGAACAGCUCCUGGAUUUCUUUUCGGAGAACUUUAUCAUCAAGUUAAAAAUGAUCCACCUUACAUGGGAAUUUAUAUUAUGUACAAACCAUUUUUAUUGCUUAGGGAUCCAGAAAUAAUCAAACAAAUGUUUGUAAAAGACUUUAAUUAUUUUCAAAAUCGUUAUUUUACUGCAAGAAAUCGUAAUGAUCGUCUUGGCAGUGACAAUUUAUUUUCUAUUCAUAAUCCUCAGUGGAAAUAUAUCAGAUCGAAAAUAUCUCCAGUAUUUACAAGUGGAAAAUUAAAACAGUUAUUUGGUUUGAUUGUUGAAACUUCAGAUUUUCUUAAAAGUUAUUUAGAUGAUCAAUUCAAAGAAGAUGUAAAUGGAAUAAAGUCAAUUGAAGCAAAAGAAAUGAGCAAAAUGUAUACCACUGAUGUUGUAUCGAGUGUAGCUUUUGGUGUUCGUACUAAUUCUUUUGAAGUUCCUACACCCGAGUUCUAUUCACGCAGUUCACGUAAACCAACUUUAUUAACAGCAGUACAAUUUUUUGGCAUGUUUUUUUUCCCCAGCUUAUCACAACUAUUUAGAUUUUCCUUUUUUGGAGAAAAUACUGAUUUUUUCCGAAAUGUAUUUUGGAGUUCAUUGAAUGCUAGAGAAGAAUCAAAAACUGAAAGAGGAGACAUUAUUGAUAGUUUAAUUAAGCUAAAGACUGAAAAGCAAGAAUCAAUUUUUAAAUUUGAAGGUGACAGUUUAGUUGCCCAAUCAGCAAUUUUCUUCAUAGCAGGAUUGGAAUCGAGUUCAACCACAAUAGCAUUUGCACUUUAUGAAUUGGCAAGAAAUCCAGAAAUUCAAGAUCGUGCAAGAAAAGAAAUUCGUGAAAACUUGAAGGAGAAUGGAUUAACAUAUGACUCAGUAAAUAAUAUGAAGUAUCUCAUGCAAAUUAUCAAUGAAACUUUAAGACUCUAUCCACCAGCUCCAAUACUCGAUCGAGUUGCUGAUGAUGAUUAUCAGAUUCCUAACUCAAACGUAGUUAUAGAAAAAGGAACUGCAGUUUACGUAGCACUACCAGGUAUACAGAAAGAUCCAAAGUAUUUUCCUAACCCAGAACAGUUUGACCCAGAUCGAUUCAGCGAAGAAAAUAAAAAUAAAAUACCAUCAUGUACAUUUAUGCCUUUUGGUGAAGGUCCUCGUAUUUGUAUAGGUGCAAGAAUUGGACUACUCCAAACAGCAAUCGGUUUGAUUAGAAUUCUCGAAGAUUAUCAAGUCACUGUGAAUGAUAAACAUAAAGUAAAAAUAGACACACGGAUUUUUUUUACACUACCAAUGAAUGGGGUUCAUCUAUUUUUUAAGAAAAUUAAUACUUAAUAAUUAUUUACAAAAAUUGUUAUUAUAUUUAUCAUCAAUUUAUUAAACGAAAUAUUAAUUUUUUUUAUCAAUAUUAAAUUAAAAUCAAUAUUCAGUGAGAUAGGUGAUUGUUUAUAGAACAUGACUUUUGUUUAUUAUCAGUUAUCAGUUGAAAGAAAGAUCUUGUAUCUUAUCUAUAUUAUUGAAAGAAUAAUUCAUUUAUAAAAUUUAUUAUCUUC